Molecule: messenger RNA, 1902 nt
Organism: Penicillium oxalicum
Lineage: Eukaryota; Fungi; Ascomycota; Eurotiomycetes; Eurotiales; Aspergillaceae
Gene: fbx15
Product: F-box domain protein
Exons: 2
Coding region: 1-1902 (633 amino acids)
Molecular function (GO): protein binding
Source: RefSeq, a predicted model, not a curated record
AUGGCUGCUCAUCUGCCCUCGCCCGCCACCUUGGUCACACUGCCCUUUGAUGUCCUCUACCUGAUCGCCCAGGAUAUGGAUUUCUCCAAUUUUGUUCAUCUGAGCCGCACCUGUCGGGCUAUGUACACAUGCAUGAGAAGUGAACUCAUCGCACGCCGAAUUGUUGAGAACGGCAUCGCCUGCACCAAAGAAGGUCAUCGGGCCUUGUCGGGCGAGCUCGGCUAUCUCAGGGCGGUUGGGCAUCGCUUCGACAUUCAAGAAGCUUUAGCCACCGCUUCACCUUAUGCAGUGGCCAUGGUGGCAUAUGCCAAAAACUUUGUCUACCAGAAUGGUGUGCUUUGCUAUCUGACCGGUCAUCAAAUCCGUGUGCUGGACGUUCAUCGGUCGGCGCGGCAAGAGCACGUCCUGGAUUUGGAUGACAUUGUCCCCCGCCUCGCUGGCCCGGGAGUCGGCUCUUCAAUCCUGGAUCAUCCGGAUAGCCUCAAACUUCUUGGAUUCCACCAAGGGGUGGUCGUGUUCAGUCUUGCCGGCGUGCGUCAUGAACGCGACACUUUGAUUGCCCUCGACGUGACGCAUCGGCUGACUCACCGGCCUCGGCGACUACUCCUGGACAAGCCUCUGCCCGAAUCGAGUGCAGUCGUGGUGCGCCACAGCAGUAAAUAUCUGUGGUACGCUUUCCACCUCGAAGAUGCAGGUACCUACGGCACUUGGGUCUGCUGCGGGUACGACCUUCACACACAGCGGGAAUUUACGUUUACCUUGGACCAAAUGGUGACGAGUUACCUGGGUCAGAACAUUUGUUUUGAGAUUCAUGAUGAUUAUCUUUACGUGGUCUCCACGCAAAACAUCACCAAUGACGAUGAUGACAGCCACUCGUCGUUCUUUGACUGGGUGUGUUUUGCCCCCCGCCGCGAAGAUCAAAAGUGGUCCGGCCGGAUCUGGCGUCGUGAACAUCGUGAGGGCCCGAUCGAUGAUUUGUGGAUGAAUCUCUCCAUCCAAAAGUGUCCGGUCACCGGUCGACCCAUGAUUGUGGAAUGUCGUCGAGAGUGGCCGCUGGGCGGAAGCAAGAGUCGUCGAACGAGGUACUCGCAUCCCUUACCCACACCGGACGAACUUGGCACGAUCGAUCCACGAGGGCAUCGCGGAUCGUCGAUCCGCUCACCCUGCGAAGUUUUUGUCAAGGAUUCAAGGUGGGAGAGCGAAGUUGAUCCAAAGGUUGACAGUUUGGUCACAAAACGUCUUCAACGAGAGGAACACCACGAGAAUGAGCUCGACGAGGAUCGGGAUGCGCGCAUGACGUUCAUCUAUGCGCACACCAAAUACCACAAUUAUGAUUUUGCAAGCUCCACCUUUAUCGAUCUCGUGAGUGACCACAUCCCCCAGCCCCACGGCAGGCAAAUGCAAGAUCGCCUCCGCCUGCGGGCCGUUUCGCGCAAGCGACGAUACCCCAGUGAGGAGGGAGGCUCCGUGGGUCCAACAUGUGGGCUUAAAGUCCCACCCACCAAAAGAGCUAUGAAUGUGCAUCCCAAGCAGUUUGUUUCGCGUGGAGUGAGGAUGUGGCCUCCAGAGAAUGCACCAGUCGAGAUCCAUCGGCUUCUCACCCCGACCGCCCAAGCCGGGCGAGUGAAUGCGGUAAGCGAUGACCGCUCGCUUAUCUAUUCCGUCGCUUGCCCGGGCCUUCCUGAGCAUCACCAAGCUCUGGUCCUGAUCAGUUUUGACCCUUCCCUCCGCAUACCGUCGAUGAGGCCAUUACAGCUAGACCAGGCCCUGGAAUCGACAACGGACGUCACAAAGAGGUCCUCUUUUCAGGAAAUGCUCGCUUACGAAGUUGGUCAAAAUACCCUUGUCAAAGAGGCCCGGCCCAUGUACGAGGCCAUUGAUCGGGGGUUCUGGCUACGUUGA